AGUGUAGGGUCAAAUAAUCAGUUUUUAUGAAAGAAAUAUGAAUUCUAUAUAGCUUCGUGCUGGUUGUGUGACUAGAUAUAAUCUUGGCUGAAUAGUUCAAUAUCUACGCCCACCUAUUUGAAUAAAGACAUGUGGGGAUGCUGCGGUGCGUGGAGAAAAGAGGGUUAAGUGUUCACGUGUUUGGACACUGCAGAAAAUAUUAAGGAGGAUUUUGUAUUAGUGGAAGACUUUAUUGGUACAUAAUUAUAUUGAUCAAGUCAGCAAUAGCUCUGAGUGUAUAUUCAAAAGGAAGAUGGGGAGAGAAAUGCAAGACUCACGUGACAAAUGGAGGUACGCCAUUCUCCUCAGUAAGUUUACAUUUAGCUGUAUAGAUGUCUCAAUCUCCAAAUCAUUCGGAGUUCUGAUUCCUGUCAUGGUAGUGGUUCUUCAAACCGACGCACGAACGUUGGGUUUCGUGUGCAGUCUCCCUUCAUCCCUCAUAUAUCUGGCAAGUCCUGUCGUUGCCUAUACCUUGGAUAAGGGUUGGAUGUCACCGCGGACGUGUGCUCUGCUCGGUGCGAUCUUCUCAUCUGCUUGUCUUGUGACCGGUGGGAUGAUCUCAUCCAUUCCAGCACUUGCCUUGAGUCUUGCAAUCACAGGCACUGGGUUGUCCAUGGGUUACCUGUCGUCGAAAAUCAUGCUGAACGAAUAUUUCAAAGGGAGUUACGUUUUGGCUGCUGGGAUCGCCAACAUGGGGAACACCACAGGCGCCCUUAUUGCACCUUACAUUGUGGAGAGGGCUCUUAGCGCAUACGGCUACGUCGGAGCUAUGGUCAUUCUAGGCGGUCUAAGUUUGCACGCUAUUCCAGCGAGCGUUGCUUUAAGAAAUCGCACAGAUGGUGUAGAAGAGAACAGAAAUGAGGAGACAGAGGAGAUGCCUACAGUGAUUCCGGAUGAAGAAAGGCCAUCUACAAGUUAUUCCUCGAGUUCAAGAAAGCGGACACACUCUUAUCGUAGACUCAUGGAAGAUGGAGACGACCGAAAUCUAAUUCCUGAAGCGGACCUUGAAAAUAGUCACGAUACAACCAGAGAGAAAUUCAGAUCAUGGCUUCAGAGUUGCAUUUGUAUAAAAGAACCUCUCAUGUGCGUUUCUUCUCCUUCUAUUUUCUUGACCAUGUAUGGACUGACCUCUUGGGUUCUGUUCUUGGUGCCCAGGGCCGAAUGGCACGGUAUCCCAGGCUCAAAGGCGGUGUUCUUAUCAACUCUGGCCGGUGCAGGGGGUAUCGUGGGACGGUUGGUUUACAUUGCGUUGAUCUACUCUGGUUGCAACGCCAUAGUCAUAUCGCUCGCCUUCAACAUCAUCACAGCAAUUACAUUUCUGCUUGAUCCGCUUAUUAAUACCUUUCCCAAGAUGGGCGCUGUGGCAUUUGCUCAAGGUUGGUGUCUCUUUACCUGUCUCGUUUCGACGUCUGCCUAUCCAAAGUAUGCUGUCGCUCCCGAAAACUUUACUUUCGCUGCUGGUCUUCAGGGUCUGUUGGCUGGAAUGGGAGGAAUGAUUGGCGGUUUCAUGUCAGGGUUCAUAAAAGAUGCCAGUCGAUCCUUCACUACCGUCUUCCUAGUUCUGGGGGGUGUAUUCGUCCUAAACACGAUGACUACAUCAAUGUUUUAUGCCGCCUAUCGCAGGAGAAUGACAGCGAACUCGUCGGAUGGAGAUUGAAAUUGAUAGCAACUGUACACGCUGUACACCUUGAAUUGGGAAAUCAUGUUUUUUUUCUUCUCUUUUUACCUUGAGAUGGACAUUAAACUGAUAACGAAUUAUCAUUAUAAUAGCCUCCAGUUUGGGGGAAAGAUAAUUUAGUAUACUGAUUGUUGUGGACUGUUUUAUGACUGCUAUGCUAUCACUAAGAAUACUCUCUCUAAAUAUAUUUUAUUCUAAAAAAACAACAAAUGAGCACACCUAGUUACCAAGAAUGCAUAAAGCAUUUCAAUUUAUUUAGAUAAAAGAGGAUUUUUUUCUUUUACCAAAAAAGCACACACCUAGUUACAAAUAAUGUAUAUAGUAUUUCCAUUUAUUUGAAGCAGGAUAAAAGAGCAUUGUAAAUUAAGUACCUUGCUCACAGGCAUAGGUGUCGCGGCCGGGGAUCGAACCCCGGACUUUUUAUGUAUAUCCAGGCGCCUAUAGACCACUCGGCCAUGGCACCUCCAAAGUGCAAGAGCACUGUCGAAUAAAUUCCUUGCUCACGGGCAUAGGUACUGUGACCGGGGACUGAAUCCCGGACAUUCUGGGCGCCUUUGACCACUCGGUCACGGCACAUCCACCUAUGUCUUGGAUUUGGCGCGAUCUUACUCCAGUUUAUUUUUAUUUCGGUUUCACUCCUAUAAGGAAGAAUGUACUAUUAUGAUCCAUCAAACUACAUUCCAUUAUUCAUCUGGUAUAGUCGUCCGGCGGCACAGAGCUCAGGGUUGUAGCGUGAUCAAUAUUGAAAUGUCCAAUAUUGAAGUCUUCUUUUUAAGUUAGAUUAUUAUUUUAUAAUAUUAUUGCUUUUAUGAUUAUGAAAUCUUUUCAAUAGAUUCUAAGCAGGUGAUAUCAAAUUAAAGAUGAGAAAUCCUA
Lytechinus variegatus (green sea urchin) is the source of this 2590-nucleotide messenger RNA. Its product is annotated as monocarboxylate transporter 4-like. The transcript has 5 exons. Gene Ontology annotation, biological process: transmembrane transport. The coding region runs from base 293 to 1696 and encodes 467 amino acids. Gene Ontology annotation, molecular function: monocarboxylic acid transmembrane transporter activity. NCBI's taxonomy places the organism in Eukaryota, Metazoa, Echinodermata, Echinoidea, Temnopleuroida, Toxopneustidae. The record is from RefSeq and is a predicted model, not a curated record.